Messenger RNA from Entamoeba invadens IP1, 990 nucleotides. RefSeq lists its product as hypothetical. The transcript has a single exon. The record is from RefSeq and is a predicted model, not a curated record. The coding region runs from base 1 to 990 and encodes 329 amino acids. Gene Ontology annotation, molecular function: hexosyltransferase activity. NCBI's taxonomy places the organism in Eukaryota, Evosea, Mastigamoebida, Endamoebidae. Gene Ontology annotation, cellular component: membrane.
AUGAAAAGAGCAAGGGACGUGGCUAUUCUUGUGUUAUUGAGUUUCUUGUGUGUGUUGGGGAAGUAUAUCACAAAUGAUCAACGGCAAUACGUCAAUAGUUUCUAUGGCGACAAAUUUAGUGUUGACGAGGACUACCCCGAUGAAGUGGACGUUUACUCGUACGCCGACUUGAACGAAAGUCUUGGCAUACCUCAACACUAUAAGAACACGUUCUACCCCGAUAAACUCUUUUUGGCUAUCAUACACACCAUUCCUAGUAAGUUACAUCACGUGGAGAAAACACGACAGACAUGGUGUAAUCCCCAGUACCAAAACGAAUUUGGGAUGAAGUGCAUCUUUGUGUUAGUGAGGGAAACAGUCGAGAAGAAGAAUAUGACUGGAAUAGUCUCGAGUCUGAAUAACACAUAUCACGACUUGUAUUACAUUGAAAUGCCAAAUUUGAAAGAGCACUGGUUCACACUACAACAGAAGAAUGUCAACGCUUAUAUAUUAGCAAAAACACUCUUCCCAGACUAUCUGUUUUACUCCAGAGUCGACGACGAAAUCAUUGUGACAGUGGACACCCUUGCCGAUCUCUUAGUCAGUCUCCCUAAGAAGAACACCGUCGUCGGAGAGUUUGUAAGACACCGCCCUAACAAAAAUGUAAAGAACAAAUACUACGACCCACUCGCUAUUAACAUCAAAAAGUACUUCUUCUUCCCAGCCGGAUAUCUUUCUAUAUGGUCGAGUGAUAUCAUCGACUUCAUUGCGUCUUGGGAAAACUAUUAUACUAUUGCUCCAAGCUCACUGGAAGACCCCGGCUUCGGCCAUUUUCUAUACAAAUACUACACUACUACUAACAACAAACUCUAUUUUGUGACACCAGAAAAGUGGGGCGGAAACACUGGAACGCAUUACGGAGAUUACAUGGUCUUCCAUGACCAACGUGGUCGACUGAACCAAACUAAAAUCUUGGAGAGAAGAAUAGCUGAUGGGCAUUUCGUCAAUUGA